GUCGCACUUCUUCACAUUCCGUCUACUGUCGUGUGUUCGGCGCGGGUCCGAUGCCGUGGAGGUGUUGUGUUCCCGGGUGUAAAGGCUACGACGAGGCGAAGUCUAUGGGGGUUAUUUUCCACGGUUUACCGACGAGGGACCCGCAGCGCUGCACAACAUGGCUGCAGGCGAUACGGAACCCCCGGUACGACCCGGACAACACGCCGGUGUCUAAAUAUAGCGGCGUGCGCGUGUGCAGCCUGCAUUUCCAACCCGAGGACUACGAGGAGGACUUCCGGGCGAAGAUCCUGAACAUCACGCCCAAGCCGGUGCUGAAGAGCGGCGCUGUCCCGUCAGUGUUCCCCGGGAGAGAGCGCGGCGACCUGCGGCGCUGCAGGGAGCUCCUCUCAGGCCCCCCCCACUCCUGCAGACGAGAGCUUCUGCAUCGUGGUGUCCGUCGACCCUCUGGACGACAGCUUCCACUCAGAACCGGAGUUCGCCUCCAGAACCACCUCCGACGAGUCCGACGAAGACGGCGAUACGGACCGCACCAUCGUGCACAGCCGCAGCCUGAUGGAGCUGUUCCGGACGUGUCAGACGUGCGGGCGGCCCAUUGCGGAGAAGGAGGUGUUCCACGCAGGGGCACAGAUGAGGGUGAAGUGGAGGUGUCACGGGGGACACUCGGGGGUGUGGAAGUCCUCGCCUCACAUGAGAGACACGCUUCCAUAAACACGUUUCUUAUAGUAAGUCUCGGGAACCGGAGAGCGCUGCGGUGGCAGCAUGAGGAGGAAACGUCCACAGCCUGCAGGCAAGUCGUCGUGGAGGAGCAGCGGGAGAAACUUGUGCAGCUUCACAACCAACCAACUGGUUGUAAACAACAGACGCUCCGCAUGGACGCUCUACAUGGACGCUCUGCAGCGACGCUCUACAUGGACGCUCUGCAGCGACGCUCUGCAGCGACGCUCUACAUGGACGCUCUGCAGCGACGCUCUGCAUGGACGCUCUGCAGCGUUCAGAGAGUCUGAGCCGCAGUUUAUCAAAUCUGAAGAUCUGAUGCUUUUCUGUUUUCUAGUGAAGCGACUUCACUUGUUGGACAAAGAUGGAAUAUUUAUAUUGGAAUAUUUUGGGGGGAAAAUGAACAUGAAGUUUCUCUUUUUCAGAUUUCUAAAUCAAUUUAUGGACUUUUAUUGUGGACAGACGUCAGAGAUGAAGACUGAUGAAGACGAGUUAUGAAGUAGUUUGUUUUUCAUCCGUCAAUUUCUUUAUUCUGUUUUUUUUGUCAAACACAAAUGUAUCUGCAUCGAACUCGUCUGUAAAACUAAACCAAUAAAAUUAAUAAGUUAUUAAUU
Molecule: messenger RNA, 1328 nt
Organism: Cottoperca gobio
Lineage: Eukaryota; Metazoa; Chordata; Actinopteri; Perciformes; Bovichtidae
Exons: 3
Coding region: 51-1004 (317 amino acids)
Molecular function (GO): sequence-specific DNA binding
Source: RefSeq, a predicted model, not a curated record